Molecule: messenger RNA, 339 nt
Organism: Homo sapiens (human)
Lineage: Eukaryota; Metazoa; Chordata; Mammalia; Primates; Hominidae
Gene: SLC9A3
Product: solute carrier family 9 member A3
Biological process (GO): transmembrane transport; monoatomic cation transport; sodium ion transport
Cellular component (GO): plasma membrane; recycling endosome membrane; apical plasma membrane
Molecular function (GO): antiporter activity; sodium:proton antiporter activity
Source: RefSeq, marked reviewed
GGACUGUAGCCGGUACCGGCACCGGAGCGCGCCGGGUCCUCGCCGGGUCCCAGCCCCGCGCGUCGGCCCAGCCCAGCCGGGACCCCCCGCGACAUGCGCGUCCCAGCCCUGCGCUGAGCAGGCGGCAAUGUGGGGACUCGGGGCCCGGGGCCCCGACCGGGGGCUGCUGCUGGCGCUGGCGCUGGGCGGGCUGGCGCGGGCCGGGGGCGUCGAGGUGGAGCCCGGCGGCGCGCACGGCGAGAGCGGGGGCUUCCAGGUGGUCACCUUCGAGUGGGCCCACGUGCAGGAUCCCUACGUCAUCGCGCUCUGGAUCCUCGUGGCCAGCUUGGCCAAGAUCGG